AUGACUACACAAGCAGCGCCCGCCAUUCCGCCGCGGCCGUCGAGGUCUCCCCAGCAGGGUCUGGCCCCCGCCUCAGCAGAAGGCCCCCAGAUUCCUCCUCGUCCGUCCCACCGUGCAGAGCGCUCAGUGUCUCCCUUUCGCAAUAGCUACGCACCGUCUCCUCUGAAUGAUUUGCCCAACGGAUGGGGCCUGAAACGACCCACGUCGAAUGACCUGCCCCAGCGACCCCCGAGUGUUACGAUACCUACGCUUGGUGAGGAGGGCAUCGAAUACCAGGACUUGGAUGUGGCCAAUGUGCCCGAUAACCAACAGACCACACCGCCUGAGACUCGGAAUGUGGGAAGUGAUCUCAAGCUUCAUGCGCCAAGACCAUCAUUGCCCACUUCUAGCGCCAAGGCCCGAGUGCAGGCCGUGACACGGACGGAUUCCCGUCAGGCUGCAGCAGCAGGCCUGGGGCGGGCUCCGUCUCCUUCGACUGAUGACCAUUCCGAGCGGCCGACCCGCUCGCUACACUCGCGAGCCAGCGGCUCACGGGGUGACUCCUCUGCCGUGUCCGCAGAUCGUCGGCAGUCGUUUCACGGAGAGGAACAUGGCAUACCGGAGAUUGGACAGAGAGUCCCUAUGUACCCCAAUGCAGGCGAUGUGCAAGCUCCCUCUCCGAGCCCUUACUUGGCCGAGCCCCAGGAGAAGCGUUCUGGUCGUAAUCAUCACCGCACUCGCAGUGGCCGUGAGGCCUCUCUGCCUCCUGGAAGCUACGGUCUGCAUGGUCAUGGUGUUCCUUCCAACGACAAGUUUGAAAAGGCUUGGUAUGAGAAGCACCCUGAUGAGUUCGUUCGAGAGGAGCAAGGCCAAUAUGGCCCGGGUGUUGGUACGCCGCGGCCCGACUGGGCCCUGAGCAGUGACGAUUUGAACAAGAUUGUUCGUGGUUCUGCAGUGACUGGUUCUGGUCUAGGCACAUCCCCCGCUCUGACCGGUACUCCCGAUGAAGAGGUCGGCUACAUUGCCUCAGACGAGUACACGCACCAGCUGGCUUCACCUGGAAUCGAUUCGCGUCGUAGUUCCCGUCUCGCUGUCGAGUCACCUUUGCGCAAUUCCAGUUUCCCGGCUACUGAUUCACAAGCCCAGCCUGAAAGUGCAAUAGAACAGGAAACCGAUGAGAAGUCGGUCGAAUCCCGUGUGAUUCAUGUCGACGAACCGUACCACCAGCUGCAUCAUCCGGAUGGUUACGCUCAGACUCCAGGCCCCGAGGAGCUCACCCACAACCUGGAUCACGAGGAAGUGAAGGAAGAGCCGAUUCUGGCAGCCGACACAGUUCGCCCGGAGUCGGCAUUCCAACAUCCGGCUGUCUCACCAGCAUUUGGCCGAAAUGGCAGCGUAGACUAUGAAGGACGAAGCCGCACCCCAAGCGUGACCCACAGCCGCUCCAACAGCAGGACUGCUAGUAUCCAUAACGGCAUGCCCGCGCUAGCAAGAUACAACUCGCGCGACGAGCACGAAGGCACACAUACCCCGCUUGAGGAUGUCGAGGAAUACGAGCCUCUCUUUCCCGAGGAUGACAACAAGGAUCAGAAACCCCUCACUCCAGCAGAACGCUUCAAGCAGCGCCCGGAACAGCUUAAGCACCGCUUCCCAAGCCAGGAUAUUUGGGAGGAUUCGCCCAACAGCUUACAACUAUCCGCUACUGUAUCUACGCCAGACAUCCCCAAGGAGGAAGCCUUUGAGACCCCCGAGCAAGAGUCGAAUCGCAAGAGCCAGGCGCCUCAGAUUGACGCCCACAAGGUUGCUUCGCACAUUCUGGGUACGGAUGACCGGGAAGGAAGACCCGCACGCCCCGAGAUUUCCAAGCAGCGAUUCCCCAGCCGAGAUAUUUGGGAAGAUGCGCCCGAAAGUCAUACGCUGGUGACGACAGUUCAGCCAGCCGAUGACGAGGUCAAGAGCCCAGAAGUUCCUUCAAAGCCUAGCAUUCCCCUUCGUCCGCAGAAACGGCCGCAACAGGCUUCCUCUGUGGAUGCCUCCUCGAAACCUGUGACUUCGCCCACAGACAAACGACAGCCGCCUCUAAUCCCCGACAGACCCAAGCCACAAAUCCCGGCUCGGCCUUCUAAGCCUAUUCCUCGCGGCAGCAAUGAACAGGGCAAGGACCUGGACGUAAAGCCCAAGCCAGCCGUCCCUGCACGGCCCGGAGGAAGUAAGAUUGCCGCUCUGAAAGCCGGGUUCCUGUCCGACCUGAAUUCGCGUCUUCAAAUGGGCCCGCCACCGCCCCCGAAACCGCAGGUUAAAGAAGACAAGGAGGAGCUCGUCAAGAAGUUACCACUCAGCGAUGCCCGCAAGGGCCGAGCUCGUGGGCCCGCCAGGAGAAGGCCCGCCAUCCUCCAUCCAGAACUCCCGACCAUCCCGGAGGUCAAGAUUACGGAGACCUGGAAUGUCUGGCAAAUAGACGAAGAUGGAACCUUGACCGUUGGUGAUGAGAAGCCGGCCAAAGCCCCGUCCCCGGCUGAGGCAACCGCCCCGGAACCCAUGGCCCCUCCCAUUGCCAAGAACCUUGCUGGUGAAUCGGCCGAACCGCAGGCUCCAACUCCCGCCACUGAGAAGGAAGAGGUCCCAAAAGACGAGCCGUCCGCACCCGUGCCCGUACCUGAACCGACAUUCACCCAAGCGAAGCACUCCAUCCCCCUGGCCGACGACAACAACCUAGCUGCACCGGCUCCUGCUGUCGCGCCGGUCACCACGGACGAUCUCUCCGCAGGGAAACCGACCAUCAUGUCUCCGCCGGAUGGAUCGCCUAUCGAUGACAUUGCCGCGCAACUGUCUGCUUCUGCUGACGGGAAGCGGCCUUCCGAGGGCGACAUAGGCGAGACCAUCAACUAA
Molecule: messenger RNA, 2868 nt
Organism: Aspergillus saccharolyticus JOP 1030-1
Lineage: Eukaryota; Fungi; Ascomycota; Eurotiomycetes; Eurotiales; Aspergillaceae
Exons: 3
Coding region: 1-2868 (955 amino acids)
Source: RefSeq, a predicted model, not a curated record